Linepithema humile (Argentine ant) is the source of this 1743-nucleotide messenger RNA. NCBI's taxonomy places the organism in Eukaryota, Metazoa, Arthropoda, Insecta, Hymenoptera, Formicidae. The record is from RefSeq and is a predicted model, not a curated record.
AGGAAAAGUUAUGUUCAGAAUAAUAUUAAAUCAAUAACUGCAAAAAAAUGGAAACUUUCGAAAUCUUGUGUGGCAUUGCUGCCAUAAUUGUCGUUUUUUACUAUUACUUUACAUCGACGUUCAAUUUUUGGAGUUCACGUGGCGUCCGCGGUCCACGGCCGAUACCAGUAUUCGGUACAUAUAAGGAUGUCAUACUUGGAAAAAAGUGCGCAAAUCAUUAUUCGAUGGAAGUGUACAAUGAAUUCAAAGAUGAGAUCUUUAUUGGAAUAUUCGACAAAAGGACGCCAAUUCUUAUCGUAAAAGAUCUAGAUUUAAUUCAAGAUAUUCUAAUCAAAGAUUUCUUAAAAUUUCCAGACAGAGGAAUAAUAAGAACCAUUCAUGAAAAAGCUGAGCCGUGGUCGGCAAGUCUUCUUCAUUUAGAAUUUCGGAGAUGGCGACCUAUAAGAACGAAGCUAUCGCCAGCUUUUUCACCUAGCAAACUGAAGAAAAUGUUCUCUUUAAUAUUGGAGUGUUCUAAUCGUCUGAAACAAUAUACAGAGGAACUGGUAAACAGAAAUGAGCCCAUCGAAUGCUGCGAUCUAAUGGCGAAGUACACGACGGAAGUUAUCGGCACAUGCGGUUUCGGCAUUGAUAUGAAUUCUUUGUCGGAUGUAGAUAGCGAAUUUCGCAGGAUGGGAAGAAUGAUGUUUUACAGUCCAUGGCGCGUGAUUCGGGACUCACUUAGAAAUAACGUACCGUUGUUUUACGAUAUUCUCAGUUCCAUUGUACCGCUAGCGGAAUUUGUUGAAUUUAUCAGAAACCUAAUCUUAAAGAGCAUAGACUACAGAGACAAAAAUAACGUGAGUAGACAAGAUUUCGUUGAUGCACUGCGCGAAUUGAAGAAACAAUCAAAAGAAAUGGGCGACAUCGAAAUUACUGAAACUUUAUUAAUAUCUCAAGCAUAUAUAUUUUUCGCUGCCGGCUUUGAAACUUCAUCAAUGGCUUUAAGUCACGCACUUUACGAAUUAGCAUUAAAUCAAAAGAUACAAGACAAAUUACGCGAGGAAAUUGAUCAAAAAUACGCAACUCAUGGAAGCAAUUUAAAGGAUAAGAAUAUUAAAAAAAUGGAGUAUUUGGAUAAAGUUGUUAAAGAAACUUUACGAAAAUAUCCGGUGAUAGCAUUUCUACCAAGAAAAUCGGUAUCGAAUUAUACCUUUAAAGGUACCAAUGUUAGUAUACCAAAAAACUUAAAUAUAUGGAUUCCUAUGUAUUCAAUCCAUCGAGAUUCAAGGUUUUAUCCGGAUCCCGAAGUUUUCGAUCCAGAGAGAUUUAGCAAAGAAAUUAAGCAAACCAGGCAUCCGAUGACUUUUCUACCUUUUGGUGAUGGUCCGAGAAAUUGCAUUGGUUUAAACUUUGCCUUUUAUCAGGUUAAAGUUGGACUCAUAACAAUUCUACGAAACUUCAAAGUUGAACCUUGCGAAAAAACGCCAAUACCCUACGUAAUUAAUCCUAUUACGUUCCUGUCAGCGCCGAAAAGUGGAAUACACUUAAGAUUCACUAAAGUUAAUCGAGCUUAAUUUAAACUUUUUCACAACUAAUUUCCAUAGCUCUUUCUGAAAUGUAUAGAAAGAGACAAGAUAUCUGUUAAUAUUAAAAUUAUAAUAUUUAUCAUUAUUUAGAGCAUUAUUAUCUAUUCAUUUUAUCGGUGAUGCUUUGUUAUAUACGUUAUGCAAUUUUUAAUUAAUUCAACAAUCUGAUUUUUUG